This is a messenger RNA of Sinocyclocheilus grahami, 3280 nucleotides long. RefSeq names its product cyclin-dependent kinase 14-like. Gene Ontology annotation, cellular component: cytoplasm; nucleus; cytosol. Bases 1 to 1101 code for a protein of 366 amino acids. The record is from RefSeq and is a predicted model, not a curated record. NCBI's taxonomy places the organism in Eukaryota, Metazoa, Chordata, Actinopteri, Cypriniformes, Cyprinidae. Gene Ontology annotation, biological process: protein phosphorylation. The transcript is spliced from 12 exons. Gene Ontology annotation, molecular function: cyclin-dependent protein serine/threonine kinase activity; cyclin binding; ATP binding.
AUGCGUUUCGCACCUGAAAGCGACGUCUGGCACAUGAAAGCCGAUCCACGGCAGAUGGGCGAGUUUGCUUUCAAAGCAGCUCCUGAUGCGUUUGUGACGGCAGAAUUCAGAUGGAGAGAGAGACCCACGAGCCCAAAGUUCGGAAAGGCAGAUUCGUACGAGAAGCUGGAGAAGCUCGGCGAGGGAUCCUACGCCACCGUCUACAAAGGGAAGAGCAAGGUGAACGGGAAGCUGGUUGCGUUGAAAGUGAUUCGUCUGCAGGAGGAGGAGGGAACGCCGUUCACUGCGAUUAGAGAGGCGUCUCUGCUGAAAGGCCUGAAACACACCAACAUCGUGCUGCUCCACGACAUCAUUCACACCAAGGAAACCCUGAUGCUGGUCUUCGAGUAUGUGCUGUUCCUGUUCCAGUUACUGAGGGGUUUGUCUUACACCCAUCAGCGCUACAUCCUUCACCGGGACCUGAAACCACAGAACCUGCUCAUCAGCGACACCGGAGAACUCAAACUGGCCGACUUCGGUCUGGCCCGUGCGAAGUCAGUCCCCAGUCACACGUACUCUAAUGAGGUGGUGACGCUCUGGUAUCGUCCUCCAGACGUGCUGCUGGGAUCCACAGACUACUCCACCUGUCUGGACAUGUGGGGUGUCGGAUGCAUCUUCGUGGAAAUGAUCCAGGGAGUGGCGGCAUUCCCGGGCAUGAAGGAUAUUCAGGAUCAGCUGGAGAGGAUAUUUCUGGUUUUGGGGACGCCAUCAGAGGAGACGUGGCCAGGUGUUCACUCACUCCCGCACUUCAAACCAGAUCGAUUCACUGUCUACAGUCCCAAGAAACUCAGACAAGCCUGGAACAAGCUGGGUUAUGUAGAUCAUGCUGAAGAACUGGCUUCCAGAUUUCUCCAGUGCUUCCCAAAGAACCGUCUCUCGGCCCAGGCGGCGCUUCAUCACGAGUACUUCACCCAUCUGCCCCCGAGACUCUGGGAGCUGCCUGACAUGUCUUCAAUCUUCAGCGUUCCCACAGUUAAGUUACAGCCUGAGUCUGGCGACAGCAUCCAGGUGUGCAGUAAGAGCAACAGUCACGGCAAAGCGACGUCAAACAGCAAACACUGACCCGGAGCCAAACAGGUUGGCGCUGUCAACCCUCAAGAUAUGAAAAAGACAAAAAGAAGAAGGAGACGGGAACGACUCUUAAUGUUUAUUUAAAUUAUUUCAUUUCCGGUUGGUUUGACCUUCCACAUGGGACUGAGAGCAAAUCAGUCAAAUCUGAGUUUUACCAUCAGGAAUGUGGUGUAACAUUCCCACAUCGACGGCAUGCGAACGACGUUCGGACUUCGAAAGGCAAUUAAUACGAACUGUUUGUGUAUGUAGCUACCUAUGUACGAAUGUUUGUACAGUUAAAUACGUGUAUAUCUAAGAGAACAAACCAAAUGCCCUCCCGUGCACAAUCAUGCAUUAUCGAGACCAAGCUGGCAUUUUGCAUUUCCUGCAAUCUUACACAUUGUUGGCUAUGGUACGGUCCAGCUGCACUCCCAAUAACAUGAUAACAAUUUCCACAGUAAUAACUAGGGAUGCACCGAUGUAUCAGCCAAUAAUCGGUAUCGGCCGAUUAAAACAAUUACCUGCACUAUCAGCCAUAGACCGAUUACUUAAAAACAGCCAAUGAUCAGGGCCGAUUAUAUCCUGUCAAUCAAAAGGGGGCGGAAAAACAUGUCAGACAGCAACUUGUGUUGUGUUGAAUUUAAGACUGUCCAAGUUAAAGCAAUAAUAACGCAAAGUGUUAACACAAGUUCUGUUUGACCCUGUGAAGCACCCGUAGUUCAAGCCAGGGUUGCUAGAUUUUGAAACGUUAUUUGUAAUGAACCUCCCGUCCAAUAAUCUUACUUCUGAUAAGAAACAAGGUCUCAACUCUCAAGUAAUGUCCAUUUUAUUGUAAAAUUUUAAUAAUAAAUGCCGUUUGACGCUCUUGUGGCGUUCAGAUCUCUGUAGCACUUCAGUUCAAGAGGCAGUGCGGAGCGCAAGUCUCUUCCACUUUAAAACAAGUUAUAGUGUGAAAUAAACAUGAAUGAACAUCAGAAGACGUUGAACGAUACAGUACAUCUUAUCGAAAUGUGUCAUGGCUUAAAUCAUCACUCAAUCAGCAUUUCAACCGAAAGAAAGACGUCAAAUAAAACGGCUUGUAAACAGUGUAUUGCUUAACGCUGCAUUCUCCUCAGGAAAGUUAUCCAGUUUUCACAGUUGGUUAGGUAUCGGAAGAUAUCUUUCUGAAUAAUUGUUUAUCAGUAUCGGCAGAUAUCAUUCUGAAUAAACGUCUAUAGGUAUCGUAUCGGCAGAUAUAAUUCUGAAUAAUCGGCAGUCGGUAUCGUAUCGGCAGAUAUCAUUCUGAAUAAUCGAUAUCGGCAGAUGUCAUUCUGAAUAAUUGUUUAUCAGUAUCGGCAGAUAUCAUUCUGAAUAAUUGGCUAUCGUUCUGAAUAAUCGACUAUCGGUAUCGGCAGAUAUCAUUCUGAAUAAUCGGUAUCGGCAGAUAUCAUUCUGAACUAUUGGCUAUCGGUAUCGUAUCAGCAGAUGUCAUUCUGAAUAAUUGUUUAUCAGUAUCAGCAGAUAUCAUUCUGAAUAAUCGGUUAUCAGUUUCGGCUGAGAAAUUUAGUAUCGGUGCAUCCCUAGUAAUAACGAUAAUCACACUGACAAUGUGGUUGCAGCCUGAUGGUACACAUACACUCACUGCAGGGACUGUGCUAAAGCAGUGAACACCAACAGCACUAACGGCAGAUAACUGUGAGUCUUGUGUACGUCUGUGUGCGUUUACAUGUGCGUGUUAGUGUUAAAUACAGGCAAUACACUUGCACUGGUGCUACUGUGCAUGAGAAAGAAAUUCACUCGUCCAUGUUUGGAAACAAAUCUAUUUUCGCUGUUCCGUCCGAAGGCCCAUGACAAUCUUAUAACAAAUUGCACUCGUUAACUGAUCGUUAAAAUGGCCCAAAAUUUACUUUGAACUGUUAGAGGAUGUUCGCACAGGUUGUGCUGUUUUUUAUUUAAAUGGACAUCUCUGUAUCUUGUUGCAUGAGCUCUGCUUUUUUUUGUUACGUUUAUGCAUUUUGCAGAUGCUUUUAUCCAACUUAAAGUAUAUAGCAUUCAAAGUUUACAUUUGAUCAGUUCAUGCAUUCACUUAGAUUCGAACCCAUGACCUUGCCAUUGCUUGCACUACUGUUUGAGCAACAGAAAUGCUUUAGCAUUUAAUUUUUAAGCCAUGUCAUGUUAUGUAAAAAUUGGUCAGAAUUGGGUUCAAUACAGU